This is a messenger RNA of Hipposideros armiger (great roundleaf bat), 2600 nucleotides long. RefSeq names its product leucine rich repeat containing 56 (gene LRRC56). Lineage: Eukaryota; Metazoa; Chordata; Mammalia; Chiroptera; Hipposideridae. The record is from RefSeq and is a predicted model, not a curated record. Gene Ontology annotation, molecular function: protein binding. The transcript has 13 exons. Bases 367 to 1929 code for a protein of 520 amino acids.
CCCACUGCAGGCCUUGACCUUGGGGAGGGCGGGGGCUCACGACGGCGCCGACCCCACGUGUCGUAGCGGUGUCUGGUUGGCUGUGCCGAGGCUCCGGGAUCGCUCCAGACGCACGUAGACGCUAAGCGAAAGCAGAUACACGAAAGCGGGUGGUGGUGUCCCUUUGCGGGUGCGGACUCGCUGGCCUCCCCUCCAGGUGUCCAGGUCUUCACUUCCCUGGUCCUCAGAGGGUCCUUUCCCACGGUGCUUCCUUUUAUCGUGGCAUCGGCCACACUUGCCGGCGGAGCUAUCACCUGGGCCACAUGCUACCCCGUUGCCCGGAUGUUUGACCCACGGUGGGAAAAGGCAGCUCCAGGUUGCGUGUGAAUGGACAGGGCCCGGGGGCCUCGGCCGAGCUCGGCCAGUGUCCAAGUGCGGGAGCUGAGCUGGCAGGGCCAGCACAACCCUCGCCCGCAGAGCAAGGCCCCAGGCAGCCACGGAGGUGGCUGCAGUGAACUCCUGAUGGAGGAGUACCUGUCACCUGCCCGACUGCGGGCGCUGGCCCAGAUGCCUGACCUCCGGCUGGUGAGCACGCUGGAGAUGUGUGUCGAUACGCGCGAGCACAGCCUGGGCAACUUCGGGCUGCACCUGCCCAGCCUCAGCCAACUCAAGUUGAAUGGCAGCCGCCUGGGCUCUGUGAGAGACCUGGGCACCUCCCUGGGCCGCCUGCAGGUGCUGUGGCUGACUCGCUGCGGCCUGGGGGACCUGGACGGCAUCGGCUCCUUCCCGGCCCUGAAGGAGCUCUAUGCCUCCUACAACUGCAUCUCGGACCUCAGCCCGCUGUGCCUGCUGGAGCAGCUGGAGGUGUUAGACCUGGAGGGCAACGGCGUGGAGGACCUGGGGCAGGUGUGCUACCUGCAGCUGUGCCCAAGGCUGGCCACGCUCACCCUGGAGGGCAACCUGGUGUGCGUGCGGCCAGGCCUCCACAGCGAGGUGCCGCAGGGCUAUAACUACCGGGUGGAGGUGCGGAGGCUCAUCCCCCAGCUACAGGUGCUGGACGAGUUGCCAGCCACACACACAAGCCUGCCGGCCUCCCGGAAGCUGGACCAGGACUGGCUCGUGGUGAAGACGGCCAUCCAGGAGGGCAGAGUCCUGGACGGCCUGCUCCCCACGCUGGAUGGUCCCCAUGGAGACCCCAUUUGGAGACUCAGCCCUGAGCGAGCCCUGCCUGAGACCCAGCCCCCGGCCCCCGGGCCCCGGCCCCUGGCCCUUCCCAAGGACGUGGCUCCAGAGGAUGAUGCCAGCAACCUCACCCACGGCGCCGGCCGAGUCCUCUGUGGGAACCCCACCAAAGGCCUGCGAGAGCGUCGGCACCGAUGCCAGGCCUGGGCGCCCCCAGACCAGCUGCUUGCACGGAGGCCGGGAAGCCUGGCCACCAGGGCUUCUCCCCUGAAGCCUGACCCUGCAGACAGCCGCGACCUCUUGGCACUGGGUGGAUUUCAGGCCUGGAGGGGGCUGUGCCUGCGGCAGCUGGAGUCCUGGCAGGAAGAGGCCAAAGUCCCCCCGGGACCAGACCGGGGCCCUGAAGAACAAGAGGAUGAGACCGGGCCCAAGACUUCCCCCAGCCCCCUGAGCAUGGCCUCAGAGCCUUCCAGAACCUCGGGCUACAACCUGCUCCCCACUCCCCCCAAGCUCCCCAUGCCACCUGAUUCGAGCAGCCCGUGGGGGUCCACAGACCUGCAGUUCCGGGGGCGACGGCUCAGAGCUUUGGGCAGCUCAGGGCCUGGCCUAAAUCAGCGGCUGGCUGCAGUGGCUGCUCUGAGAGCCCUGGAGGUGGCCUCAGGCCCCAGCCCUCGAGACCAAGGAUGUCCAGACCCAGCAGCCAGACACCCAGCCCUCCGGUGCCUGCCACCCCUGAACCCUAUCACCCCAGCCCAAUCCCACCCCUAGUGUAAACCCCACCCACUGUCAAGCUGCCCAGGACUGUGGCCAAGGGGCCCCCCCCUUGGUGGUCGAAGCCUCAUGGAACCCAGAGCAUCAGGGCAGGUGUGUUGGGGGACUGGGUGGUGGGCCUGGCCUCCCUCUUGGUGGAGGGAAGUGGGGACCUGCACCACCAGGGAGGGUACACAGGUGAGAGCCCAGAACAGCCCAGUUCCCCACCCCUGGCCCAGCUGCCCAUGGCUCCCACAGGGCCUAGCCUUCCCCGGAGGAGUGGUCAGAGGAGCGGCCUGGAAGAGACUGGGUGGGGCCCAGGCCGCGGUGGCUGAGCGGCGCCGGCUUGGCCCCUGGCAGGCCCUGCAGCCACCCCUGGGCCACUUGUUCCGUGGAGAGGCGCUCGCCCUAGGCGGAAGGGAGUGUAACCAGGCCUCGCAUCCCCGGAGGAUUUGUGGGGCUGGGGAGGUGGGGGGCAGGAUAGCCAGAAAGCAAGCGAAUCAUUUUCGACUCAGGUGUACAGAAACGCGGUUUACUUCGUAGGCGACGUUGGUUCAAUAAAUUAUGCAGCUGGCACUGCCUGCCUCCCACGACUCUCUCCCGCACCGGGUGCUGCCCGCCGCCGCAGUCACGGCGACGGCCGGUGAGUGCAGGCGCCAGAAGUGCUCGCCCGCUCUACCCUGGCGCUA